GAGCUUAUUGCUCAUACUACAAGAAACAUAUUUAAAGAUGAUGGAUGUAUCCAGAGAAGAACUAAAGCAAAUAAUUCUUGGGAGAAUUAGGCAGGAUCCAUUAGCUGCUGAUUUGCGCUGGAGUUUCUUUUUAUCAGCACUUCAAAGUUACCGCUGCGAUUCUGUUUUGCGCCCCUUUCCACCUCGAUAUAUUGAUGAUGACGGAGAAAAACGAACAGAUACUUUGAAGGCUGUAGCAGAUGAGAUUCCAGGAAUUUUUCAGCUGUCUGCAGAAAUCAAUUACAUCUCUGAUGAAGCCCUUGAACUGCUUGCCUGGGCACUGGAUAAUUCAUUAUUCCAGAUUUUGACGCUAAAUAAGUCAGAGUUUAGAAAUAUCCAGAUGAAAACUGGCCAUGUCACAUCAGUGCCAGAACCCAGUUUUGUGUUUGAGGUGCUGCAUGGGCAGACACCAGAACAGAAGUUUGAAUCACUGCUGAAUGGUCGAAAACUUAUGUAUGCUUAUCAUGGUAGCCGCAUUGAAAACUUUCACUCAAUCCUUCACAGUGGUCUUGCCAACCAUAUGAACAAAGUAUCCCUGUUUGGUAAAGGCAUCUAUCUGUCUAGUGAGCUAGCAGUGUCUUUGAUGUACAGCCCUGGGGGGCAGGGCUGGUCAGAGAGUCAGCUGGGACCCAAUCUGGGAUGUGUCGCUGUUUGCCAGCUCAUUGAUGAUCCUAGUGUCAAAUGCACUGUGAAGGAAGAUGACAUGACAGAGCCAUCAACUUCAAAGAAUCGAGCUCGAGCAUCAGAAAGCCAGGCUGGCGAUGUACCAGAAAGAUAUUAUGUGGUGGAGAACAAUGAAAUGGUUAGGAUAAAGUACUUGCUGGUAUACUGUGAGCCAACCACGACACAUCGAGAAAGAUCCUUGCAUGCAGUUCCUUGGUAUCGGAGGAACAGGUUUGCAGUGUUGAUGACCUUGUAUUUAUGUGUUCUUCUUGUUAUAGGAUUAUGGAGCUCAAGGACUUUCUCUGUUUUUCUCAGAAAAUUCCUUUACUCUGUAGGGUUUUCAUGACAAUUUAGGCUGUCUCACACACACAAUCAUUAGUUAUCAUACAAGUUGGCUUUGCACUCACAUGCACAAAGACACACAAAUACCUGUCAUUAUAUUUCAAAAUACAACCUUCGUUUUUGUUAAAGUUUGAGCAGCAGUGAUGCUAGGUUUAGGAAGUAUGUCCUAUUCAGGUAAUCUCAAAUUUGUUUUUUAAAAAAAAAUACAAAAGGAAUUAUUGCAGCAUUUUCUUUGGUCAUCUGAACAUUUAGAAGCAGCAUUAAAAACACAAGAAAAAAUGAAUAUUGCAUUGUGUCAUUAUCAUUUUGUUUUGAAAUGGUUGUCUCUACUUGCCGCCAUAUCUAAAAAGAAGGAAACAAUACAGAAAGAGCCAUAUGCACAGGAAUUAAUCAUUCAGGUUUCUUUGUACCCUGAUGCAUUCUUUUUGAUAAAUGAGAGUUCUAUCCUGCUUCCUGGCAAGUUGAGGGGAUGGGCUGUCCUUGAUUUUAUUUAUAUUUUUUGGUCUUGCUUCAAUUUGGAUAAAAGUGUUGGACCUUCAUGUUUACAUGUGCUUCUGCUGCGUUUUUGUUUUCCUCUUCUGGUUUGCAACAGGACUGUGUAUAAUGUAUAUAAUGUUAUUUUUAAGCGCAAACUGUUUGGAUCUAUUGGCUUGAUGCCACUCCGCCUACUUCACUUGCUUCAGCAGCGACCUUAAGCUGCAGUGAAUAAACUGAAGUGAUGGUCACCCUCUUGCAGUUUCAUAUGUUAACAUUUCUUCCAAUUCUGAAGAUUACUCAAUAUCUUCCCAGUAUUCUCCUAAUUUCACUAAUCUUUUUCUCUGGAGUCGUUACCGUUAAAUUUAUAGUCAUCGCCCUUUACUGCCAGAAAGCAGCGAUUCCUCAUAUUGGUCUUCGUUCUACAUUUUUUUUUGUUUUUUUGUUCUAAAUCUUUGUUACUAUUUUGUGAUCUUGUUCAGCCCAGAAUCCGCCUUUGGCUGAGUUAUUGCGCUUUAUAAAUUCCCACUUGUCAUUAAAUUUUUGUUAUGAAAAUAUAAGGUUAUGUAAAUUUUCAUUAAAUUCUAAUAAAUAAGUUUAUAGUGGUAGCUAAAUUCAUGUUUUCAUUGUACUAGUUAUUUUUAGCUUCUGGCAUUCUUGUCUUAACAAUGUUUUGUAACGAUUUUACACAUCAGUUUACAAUCUUUUCAUAUACUUUGAAAAGUUUAAUUCUGAAAAUAUACUUUGAAAAGUUUAAUUUUGAGAAUAUACUUUGAAAAGUUUAAUUCUUAAAAUGAUAUUAAAAGAAUGUCAGGUUAUUUAUUUUUAUAUUUCCUUUUCUGGGUGGAAUUAUGUACAAGGAUACAGCAACACAUUAUGGCUACAUUUGUGGUUGAGUUGAUGAUUCUUAUUUUGAGAGUAUUUGCAUGUAGGUAUCCAUGUGUGAGAGAGAUUGUUUCAUUAUUUCAUUUUUUUUUAAAGUUGUUGCCAUUUUUUACAGCAUAGAUUUGGAGUGGUACAUUAAUUUAAGCCUUGAAAUUUUUUUAUUUUUACUGUUACUGCUACAGUUGACAUUUUAAAUGUCCAUAUAAUUUUUUUUAAAAAGAGAAUUUAUGCAUAAAAAAUGAGAGCAAUUUCAGAGAUACAGAAGCAGUGAUAACUUCCAAAGGUUUUACGAGUUGCAAUGGUGAAUUGGGAUUUGUCAGAAAGUCAGAUUUUAUCCUUAGUUCCUUUUAUUUAACAAUACAACAGUGAUGUCAUCUCAAAAUAACUGACAUUCUUGCUGUCUUUUGGCGGAUAAUUUUGUGAUCAUAUUUUCUAUAUAAAGCAAAUGGUGGGAUCCCACCAAACGUUUUGAUGUUUGCUCACGAUGGCACCAGACAUUUCAAAACCAUUGUGUUAAUAUGAUUUCUUUAUUCCACAAUUCAAUCUUUUCUUAAAUUUUAAAGCCUCAAUUAUACUGUGAUCAUGAAUACUUUAAAUGAUUUAUGUAUGACAUACUAAACACUUCAGUUUGGCCAGUCCAAGUGCUUGAUGCAGGAUGAAAAACUGUUCCACAGAAAUAGGCUCAUGGUAAAAUUAUGAAAAUGUGCAUAUCUGUACAGGUCUAUCCAUAGCCAAACAUAGCAGAUGUGUGUGUGCACUAGCUUUCACGUAUCUGUACAUGCAGCAGCCACUGAGCACCAAUUUGCUUAAAUCACAAGUACAUGCUUUUGCACAUAUAUUUUUUUAUGCUAAAGCAUAAAUUUCCAGUCUUAUGCCAAAAAGUUCCUUUUUGAUUAAAAUGGGUACUUUGCUGGUAAUUAUGCAAUUAAAAUUACUAAAGCUACUUGAUGGUAAUUUCUUAGUGCUGAAAAGGUAGCACUGACUGUAAAUUAUCCAAGCACUUUGAACAUCCAGCUACCAGGAUACUACUGGGGGACAGUUCUGGAAAUUUCCAUAGUAAAGUCUAUACUUCUUGCCAUCCAUAUAAUUAGUGGCAGAUUUGUCUUAAUUUUACAAAAUCAUUAGACUCAUUUCCAAAUGUUAAUCACCGAGUACAAUUUUAAAUAUUUUUUUACAUCAGUUUUGGAAGUGAACUCUUUUCUUUUUAUUAUCUGUGUUCAUCUGUGAUGUAUCCAUUUUUGUUUGAAUACACAACCUAUGUAAUGAUAGUCCAGAAUUCUGGUGUAUAAUUAAGUCUCCUUUUAUUUGAUUUAAAUUUGAGAACGAUUAGAUAGUGCUGCGUGUCACAAUUUCAUACACUACAAUGUCAUU
This is a messenger RNA of Pomacea canaliculata, 3774 nucleotides long. Its product is annotated as mono [ADP-ribose] polymerase PARP16-like. Lineage: Eukaryota; Metazoa; Mollusca; Gastropoda; Architaenioglossa; Ampullariidae. The record is from RefSeq and is a predicted model, not a curated record. Gene Ontology annotation, biological process: endoplasmic reticulum unfolded protein response. The coding region runs from base 38 to 1048 and encodes 336 amino acids. The transcript is spliced from 6 exons. Gene Ontology annotation, molecular function: kinase binding; NAD+ poly-ADP-ribosyltransferase activity; protein serine/threonine kinase activator activity. Gene Ontology annotation, cellular component: endoplasmic reticulum tubular network; nuclear envelope; membrane.